AUGCCACCAAAGUCGAGAUCCCAGGUCGACGCCGCCCCCGAGGGUUUCACGCCCGAGAGGUUCGAAAAGGAGCUGAAGAGCCUGGCGGCCAAGGCCAAGGGCGAGACCAAGGGUCGGUUCUUCCGGCAGCAGGUAUCAGUGUAUCUUAAGUCCGUCACCCUGCUUGCUCUCGCCGCCGUCUACAGCAACGUCUCUCAGCUGGCCCUCUCGCCCGUCUAUGGCUCCAUCCCGUCGUCGAUAUAUCACGCCAAGCUCGUCAUGGUCGCCUGCUUCUUCGGCUGGGCCGGCAACAUGUUCCUAAACCGCUCGCUACCCUUCCACCCGGCCAAACUGCUGCCUGUCGUCGCCCUCUGGGUGCCGGCCGUCCAGUUCUACUUGUAUCAGGCGAGCGGUACCCUCACGGCGUACUGGGGCCCCCUGCUCAUGGAGGCCGUCACGCUGUUCCCCCUUAUUGUGAUCUCGGUGAGCUGCCUGGCAACCGAGCUGGAGAAGGCCGAUCUCUCGAAGCUCCCCAAGUUCAUCGCCGAUGCGGGUCCUGGCCUGGGAUCAUGGGGAUUCUUCAAAUUCUUGGAGAAGCUAUCGGGAGAAUACCUCCAGACGUACAUCGGCAGGUCCUUCUUCCAGACCAGAAUCGGCCUCGAGACGCUGCUGGCUGCCGCGUACUCUGUCUACGCGCCCUCCAAGCUGCUGCUUUUCGCCAUCCCGGCCGUCUUGCACACGGCUGUGCUGAACACGCAUGCUCUGACGCCCAUGGCGUCUGCUUCGCUUAACAGCACUCUGCAGGCCAACAACUGGACCCUGCUAGACCGCAAGGAAUCUCUUACCGGAUACGUCUCCGUUCUCGAGAGCCAAGAGCACGGCUACAGAGUCAUGAGAUGCGACCACUCUCUCCUCGGUGGCGAGUGGGUUAAGCACAAAGGACCCCGAGUUGCGGAGCCCAUCUACGGCGUAUUCGUCAUGCUGGAGGCUGUGCGGCUCGUCAAGACUGCAAAGGCGGUGCCUAAUAGCGAGGCCAAGGCCCUCAACAUUGGCCUCGGCAUCGGCACUACACCAGCUGCUCUCGUCGCUCACGGCGUUGACACAACGAUCGUCGAGAUCGACCCCGCUGUGCAUGAGUUUGCCUCCAAGUACUUCCAGCUGCCAUCAAACCACACCCCCGUUAUUGCGGACGCCGUAAGCUACACACGUAAGCUUGUCGAUGAUCCGGAUGCUAGAUUCGACUACAUCGUUCACGAUGUCUUUACUGGAGGCGCCGAGCCCGUCCCCCUCUUCACCCUCGAGUUCCUCCAAGGUCUAAACUCGCUCCUCAAGCCCGACGGCGCCAUCGCCAUUAACUACGCCGGCGACUUCCUCCACCCAGCCCCGAAGCUCAUCGUCGACACCAUCAAGCAGGUGUUCCCCUCAUGCCGUAUCUUCCGCGAGUCGGAGCACCCCACUAAGGAGAAGAUUGCCGAGGAUGGCCAGGACUUCACCAACAUGGUCAUCUUCUGCAAGAAGACGAGUGGCAAGCUCAAGUUCCGCGCCCCCGUUGAGGACGAUUUCCUCGACAGCCGCACCCGCCGCGCCUUCUUGAUGCCUUACCACGAGGUUCUCGACAAGCACUUCCUCGAGGGCGACUUUGGCAUCCUGACGAACAACAACACCGAGCAGCUGACCAAGUGGCACGAGAAGAGCGCGUUGGGCCAUUGGGAGGUCAUGCGGAUCGUCUUGCCUGACAAGAUUUGGGAGAUGUGGUAA
Messenger RNA from Colletotrichum spaethianum, 1737 nucleotides. RefSeq names its product polyamine aminopropyltransferase. The record is from RefSeq and is a predicted model, not a curated record. Lineage: Eukaryota; Fungi; Ascomycota; Sordariomycetes; Glomerellales; Glomerellaceae. Gene Ontology annotation, biological process: polyamine biosynthetic process. The transcript has 3 exons. Bases 1 to 1737 code for a protein of 578 amino acids.